CAGAACUCUUUCCUAACCUUGUGAGCAAGGGUCCGGUUGUGAAACAUGGCAACUGCAGGCAGGGUGAUCCGGUGCAAAGCUGCAGUAGCAUGGGAGGCUGGGAAACCGCUGGCCAUGGAGGAGGUGGAGGUGGCGCCUCCUAAAGGUGGGGAGGUCCGCCUCAAGAUUGUGGCCACAGGGAUCUGUCACACUGACUCCUACACGCUAAGUGGCUCCGACCCUGAGGGAGUUUUCCCUGUCGUGUUGGGCCACGAGGGAGCCGGCAUCGUGGAGAGUGUCGGCGAGGGAGUCACCAAGUUUCAGCCAGGAGACACAGUCAUACCCUUGUAUAUCCCACAGUGCGGAGAGUGCAAGUUCUGCAAGAAUCCCAAAACCAACUUGUGUCAAAAGAUCAGGCUCACUCAGGGCAGAGGGUUGAUGCCAGAUGGGACAUCCCGUUUCUCAUGCAAAGGCAAGAGCCUCUUCCACUUCAUGGGCUGUAGCACAUUCUCCGAGUACACCGUGGUGGCUGAGAUCUCCCUUGCUAAAGUGGACUACAGGGCCCCCCUCGACAAGGUGUGUCUGCUGGGCUGUGGCAUCUCCACUGGUUAUGGAGCUGCUCUGAACACUGCCAAG
Molecule: messenger RNA, 615 nt
Organism: Morone saxatilis (striped sea-bass)
Lineage: Eukaryota; Metazoa; Chordata; Actinopteri; Moronidae
Product: alcohol dehydrogenase class-3 chain L
Biological process (GO): formaldehyde catabolic process
Cellular component (GO): cytosol
Molecular function (GO): S-(hydroxymethyl)glutathione dehydrogenase [NAD(P)+] activity; zinc ion binding
Source: RefSeq, a predicted model, not a curated record